AUGGCCGUUGACAUUUAUCUCGCCAGUUUGGCCGCCUGGGUGGUGGCCAACGCCGGGAUCGCAUACAAGCGCUGGGAUCGCACGGAUUCGCCGCACGACGCUUCAAGCAAAGCGGGCACAAAUCUCAAGUACACCUAUUUCAUCGUCUACGUCCUUGUUGUCGCUUCGGACUGGCUGCAGGGCCCAUAUCUCUAUCCGCUCUACAAGCAGACUCUCCAGCUCCCCGAGAAUAUCGUUGCCGCCCUCUUCUCCACCGGCUUCGUGUCGGGAGCAAUCAGUGCUACCUUUGUGGGCAGCCUUGCUGAUCGCUAUGGGCGACGAAGAGCCUGCCUUGCCUUUUGUGUGAUUUAUGGCCUCUCCUGUCUCCUGACCGUUACCUCCAGCUCCAUCUAUCUUCUAUUUCUAGGCAGAUUGCUUGGAGGUAUCGGGACCACUCUGCUUUUCACAGUGUUUGAGACAUGGCUUGUCGCCGAGUUCCAUCGGUUGGAGCUUGGAAAAGAUGGCGUAGAAUUGAAUGACCUUUUGGGCACCAUGACCAUACUGAACAGCAUCGUUGCCGUUGCCUCUGGGCUGUUGAGUGAGUUUCUGGUAGGCUGGACAGGCAGCAAGCGGUCGCCCUUUUUGGCCAGCAUCGUCUGCUUGAGUCUAGCAUUUGCGGCUAUCAUAAGGAUAUGGAGCGAGAACUAUGGCGAUGAAAAGGCCGUCAAACGCGACUCUGCAAUAGCCCACUUGCUGGACGGGCUGUCGGCGUUGGUAAAAGAUAGCCGUGUUUUGACGCUCGGCAUUGCUUCCAGCGUCUUCGAAGGAACAAUGUAUCUUUUUGUCGUAUUUUGGUCUCCGGCAAUGAUAUCAGCACAUGCUGAAGCGAACAAAUCGGACUCACAAAAUCCCCCUUUUGGGUUGAUAUUCGCCAGUUUUAUGGCAGCUAUGAUGUUUGGCUCUCAGACCUUUGCACACAUCAUGCGGCCGUCGUCCUCUCCUCCGCCACUGGAGUUGGAGGAUUCUGCCCCUAUUCCAUUGCUAAGGUCGACUUUCCUACUGAAGAUUCUUUUGCCCGUCGCGAGCAUCUGUCUAUCUUGGAGCGUUCUUCGUCCCACGGUGCUAUCAACCCUGUGGGCCUUUUGCUUAUAUGAAAUGGCAGUUGGGGCUUAUUUCCCCAGCAUGGGCGUUUUGAAAAGUUUCCUCAUCGAUGACUCGAAUAGGGCGAGCGUAUAUGCACUCUUCAGAGUGCCUCUAAAUUGCUUUGUGGUCAUUGGAUUAGCAUUGACAAGAGAAGGCGAAGGAUACCGUAACAAUGUGUUUAUGAGCUGCAGUGCCUUUUUACUGGUGGCUAUGGGAUUUGCGAAUUUCUUUCUCAAGCACUAA
Messenger RNA from Uncinocarpus reesii 1704, 1365 nucleotides. RefSeq lists its product as uncharacterized. Lineage: Eukaryota; Fungi; Ascomycota; Eurotiomycetes; Onygenales; Onygenaceae. The transcript is spliced from 5 exons. Gene Ontology annotation, molecular function: molybdate ion transmembrane transporter activity. Gene Ontology annotation, biological process: molybdate ion transport. The record is from RefSeq and is a predicted model, not a curated record. Gene Ontology annotation, cellular component: membrane. Bases 1 to 1365 code for a protein of 454 amino acids.